Ascochyta rabiei is the source of this 2730-nucleotide messenger RNA. RefSeq lists its product as uncharacterized. The transcript is spliced from 4 exons. NCBI's taxonomy places the organism in Eukaryota, Fungi, Ascomycota, Dothideomycetes, Pleosporales, Didymellaceae. Bases 1 to 2730 code for a protein of 909 amino acids. The record is from RefSeq and is a predicted model, not a curated record.
AUGUUCAUGCGCAAUCGCGCCCAUAUGUGCAACUACUGCAGCACCAUCGACGAAGCGCAUUACAAAAGACACCACGAGCUCGUGGUUCAGCUACGCAGUAUCUACGAAAGCUGUGGCGAGGUGGAUUGGACCAUCGUACCAGCAGAGCCUGGAGAUCCAAGGAGAGGCCGACCAGUCGACCCUUCGUCAGGCGACAGCGAGUCAGAUAACGGCAGCCUCACACCAGAAGAAACUCCAGUCUCUAAACGCGGACGCAAAGAUGCCAAGUGCCUUGUCAGAGCAGCAAGCCGUGCGAGGGUUGUUACCCAAGAAGAGAUCAAAUACGUAGACUCGGUACUUCACACCGCCGAAGGAAUCUCCAGCAAUGACCGUGCCGAUCCUGCCAAUCUCGAAGACCUUCAACUUAUCGAAGCCCAUCUUCGUUACAAUGCCAAUGUCUACAACCAUCAUGCAAGCCGGCACGAUCUGAGGAAGUUUGCUAUGAUACCCGAUUUCGAUGUCGACUUUGACGCCGAGAUGGAGAGGGUUCUAUAUACGUUCCGCAUUACUGAGCUUGCUAAGCGCAACCUCAAAGAUCGCGGACUGCAGGGAAAAGAGCUCAAAGAGUUCGACAUCUCAGUCGAAGCCUUCAGGACUGCUGCUGUGGAGGACCUUGUGCUUGUGAAAAAAGAUACUAUGGAGAUUAGAAUGCGUCGUGCAGGUUACUUGCGGUACACCAGCAAAACCGCGUACCAGAUCGUCGAGGACAGGUAUAGCGACAAGGAUUGGAAGACCGGUGAACGCAUCGCCUCGUCCUCCAGCGACUCCAGCAGUCUGACAUCGCCUGCCGAUGAACUCGUUACACUCCCUACUGAAGCCAGUAACACCGUAUCGAUGCCCGCCGUCCACUCUACACAUGAUGCCGAUAGACGCCACCUGGAACAUAUCCAUGUUCGCAUCAGCGGAAACGAUGGUCUUAGACAGACCGUGAUCGAGCCCUAUCACACGCCCUUACUCCCAAUGACGCCCAACACUGCCAUCAAAAGGCCUGCCAUCCUGCAGCUAAAGGUAACCCAGAACAAGGAAAACAAGGCACCUGCUGAGGCUAUGAGCACUGAUCGGCUACGACAUGGCAUGGCGUGGCAGACAGUCCCGCGUCGAUCGCUCUAUGCCUCAGAGAAGAAGUGCUUACCACUACCUCCGCCAUCAACCAGGCCAAGGAGCUCGAAUGAACCAGGUAUUGUUGCUAAGCCGCUACAGACUUCUGACCCCCCUCCAACAGUCAAGUCAGGUCCUGUAGCGAAGCACUUAAGCUCGGAUGAAUAUGCCUUGUCCACAUGGAAACCGAACAUGGAUGUGUUCAAACUAGCCUCAACAAAUUCUGACGCUCCCGCUGUGCAGGCACCCAUAGAUGAGGGGGCCGUCAGCCUCAAGGGGCCUGACCGCACUUUGACGCUUCAGAAUGGCACUGAGGACGCGCAUCCGGUUGUCUCUCAGAAAAAGGCAAAGAAGAUGCAACGCGAGGCCAGGCGCAAAGCCAAGAAAAUGAGCGACCUCGAAACCACAUCAAGUCCCACAGCUUCAGCCGGUGUCGAUGGCGAGGAAUAUCCACAAGCCCUAUACGAGAUGUCAUCGAGUGCUUCGAAGGUCGACGAGUCCUCUGAUGCUGCGGACCAAACGACAGCACACACCCGUGCACCUGAGCUGAAAGCGCAUACGAACAAUGACAAGAUCGAGCCAAACUUGCCCAAUAUCGUGGUCGUCCCAGCCAAGGACGAUAUGCUCGAGAUCUCAGCUGGGACGACUGCGCCUGUCGUGAUUUAUACGACUUAUGGCAAGCAUGAUCAUUGGACACGGUUUGCGCGUGUUUUUAUCGUCGAUCAGUUGACAGCCCCGCUUCUUCAGUCCUUCGAAAUAUGUUCUCAUGAGUCAUCAUGUUGUUUCGAGAGCCAUGGAAUAUCGGAUUGCCCUUUCCAUGAGCCGCACUGUCCCUGCGUGGAUCCGAUGAACAACCUAUGCUCCCUCGUGUAUCCUGACAAGCAUACUUUAUCCGCUGGUCCGUACAACCGCGCACAAGGUGAGCGAAUGAUGUCUAUGUACGAACAGCAUGACCGGACCAAAGGCCGAGUUAUGCUAAUGGAUGAUGAUAUCGCCACUUACUUCGUGGGCAAGACUAUUUUGAACGGCAAACUCAACUAUGCCAGCAUGCCGACUCGUCUACUGCGAGAACAUACCGAGUUUCAAGAGGGUCAUGAGCGUGGCCCACUCAUGAAGCAGGAGCUAGCCUUUUACCGCAUGUACCUCAAGAACAUUGCCAUGAGUCAUCCUCUUACCAUGCGCACGUUGCAGGGCAUGCAGUACCAGGAGGUUGACUACAAGGGCUCAAGCAAGCUGCGCUACUGCUACUGCUACACUGAGAUACAUAAACAGGAGCCCAAAGAAGGCCUUGUAGAGUGCUCGUUUCGUGACUGCGAGUUUGGAGGUGCCUUCCACAAACGCUGCGUCAAGAAACUGGGGGUCGAGAAGGUUAGUCGAUGGUACUGCACUGCUUGCGAGAAGCAAAUGAAGAUCGUGGCGCACGAGGUCCUGAACACUCAUGGCGUUGACGACGUUGCUGUCAUUGGUCGUACGGAGAGGACCGCAGGGAUGACGGACAAGGCUGGCAGCGUGGUGGGUCCUCUCAAGUCGCGUCUACAGCACUUGUACACUAGAAAGACUGGCGACGAGUUAGCCGUUGAGGACGUCGAUUGA